Molecule: messenger RNA, 7342 nt
Organism: Lucilia cuprina (Australian sheep blowfly)
Lineage: Eukaryota; Metazoa; Arthropoda; Insecta; Diptera; Calliphoridae
Gene: asp
Product: protein abnormal spindle
Exons: 7
Coding region: 241-6600 (2119 amino acids)
Biological process (GO): mitotic cell cycle; spindle organization; establishment of meiotic spindle localization
Cellular component (GO): spindle pole
Molecular function (GO): protein binding
Source: RefSeq, a predicted model, not a curated record
UGUAAAGGAAUUUUACUAUUUAAUUGUUGUCUGUUUUAAAGUGCCAAAUGUUGAGAAAAUAUUUCUAUUUUCCUUAAGAAAUAAAAUAGAUAUAUUUAAAAGAAAUUGUAACAAACUAAAGAAAAAAUAUUUUAAUAAAAGCAAAAGUUAUUUUAAUUGAAAAUUUUUUCCUGGUUGCUUGUGUUGGUUUGUUUAAAGAAAAAAAAAAAAAAACAGCAGCCGUUCCAGCAAUAAGAAAAAAUGAGUGCAUUUGAGGUUAAAGUGACACCAACACGAUGUAAAAAUAAAAAACUCACAGAGUCUCGAGAACCUACGGAGGUGAUAAUGGCGCCAUUUUCCGGCAAAUCCAUUGUUUUAUUCGAGGAUGUUCCAGUGACAAAAACAGCCAAACGUCUUCUUAGAAUAAUAAAUCCCUCAGAGGAUGAUAUUGAGGUGUCGGUCAGUAAAUCGAUUAAUCCCGAACACAAUAUCAGCUUAGAAUGGUUAGAGAACUCUGUGCCGGCACAGAGUGAAAUAACACUGGAAAUGGUGUGGUCACCACAAAUGGAUGUUGCCUGUAAAGAAACAUUACAACUCAUAGACAAUCGAAAUUUUCGCAAAGAUGUAAUGGUCAUACUAAAAUCUAAACCCAUUAAACAAGUAAAGAGUGUACGAAAAUUUCCAACCAUAUCGUCCGGAAAUAAUACACAUGUCAAAACCCUGCGAUUAAAAUCACCAACAAGUGCUGCCAAUAAAGUUGUAAGUAGAUUAACACACCAACAACAUCAACAGCAACAACAACAGCAGCAGUUACAACAUCAGGCUCAAAUGCAAAAGAAACGUUUAACAGCUCAUGAUGCAGCCUCUAAACGAGAGACUAUUGAUAAAAAUAAACAGCAAUUGCAGCCGCACUGGAAUAGUAGUGUUUACGUUGCCAAUAAAAAGAAUCAGCAGCCACCUGUAAAGGAAAAUUUACAACCACCGAAAGCUACUUUACAUAAUCACACAUCGCCUCUAAUGGAACGUAAUGUUUAUGCAAAUAAUAAGGAGGAAGCAUUGGCCACAAAUCUAUCGCCUCAUGUUAUGGAUAUGGAAAGUGAGAACCUUAAGGAAAACGUUAGCCCUUUGGCUCUAACAAAUGUAUUAAAUAUGAUCGAUGAAUUGAAGUUUACGCCAGCUACUGUUACACUCUCCAAACCGAAUGAAUCAAGACUAGAUAGUUUGGCAUCUUUGCCAACCCCUAUGGGACCUAAUGCUAUUACGAUAACAUUAACACCAGAGGCACAUCCUGAUCAUCAUAGAGACUUAAAGCCAAGAUGUUUAUCAGUUGAAUUAUUGGAUGAGGCUCUUUCUAGUGAAGACAUACACAAUGAUACCAAAGGUACAACCAUGGUUAUAACAAACAAAACGUUUGAUGUUAAGCUAAGUGAAAGUUUAGAAAUUUCCUGCGAAACUCUAAAUGGUUCUUCAGGAGAAGGACGUACAAGUAGUGCUUGCAGUUUAGUUAUAAAUAAAACUACUGUUAUAAGUACCACUCCGGUGGCCAGACCUUUGGAAAUUAUACAAGAAGAAGACAAUAGCCCAACAUCUUUAACUACGGCACCAAAAGUAGAAAAUCAAAAUUCUGUAGAAACACCCCAAAAAGGUGAAGAAGAUCUUAAGCGUGAUAUUAAGCUAAUAGGUACUCCUUUGCGUAAAUAUUCAGAAUCCAUGAAGGAUUUAUAUCAAAAAUCUCCACAGUCUAUAGUAAUAACACAAGGAUCUCUACCCAAUCUCAAUGAAAUGGAAACUAUAAAAUCCUUUGAACAAAAUCGUUAUUUUAUACAGGCCAACUCCCGAACAGAUGUCAAAACUUCUAUGCAAGCUAUAACUGCCGUCCCACCAGAUAAUAAACACAAAUCCGAACAACUAAAUGAAUCUUCCGAUCAAUUGGAUUGUAGUCGCAUGAGUUUGAUUUCUCAUCCCGAUGUACAGUUUAAUCAAAAUGAGAUUUUAGCACAAUCCAGUCGUUUUAAUCUAAAUGAAGUGGGCCUUAAAUAUCGUAAGAAUAGUCCCAAUAUAACAAAAUGUAAAACAAACAAUACCGCUAAACGCAAUCCCACACCACCGAAGAUCACUAAGAAACUGAACAGUGUACCCGAAACCCAUAAACGCAGAUCCAAUGAAUUGUCUUUUUCAGAUUCACAAAGUAUGGAUUCUGUUAUAAGUGGCAGUAGCACUACCAGCUUAAGAACUAAUUCAACAAAAUCAAGUUAUGUCACAGUAUCCCCACCAAAACGGCAAAGACUUGAAACAGACUCUAAUCUGCAUAAGCAGAAAACUCCCACUAAUGCCUCAGCCUCGAUAAAGGCUAAAAAUUGGUCACAAACUCAACCCAAAAAAUUCAAAUUGGCAAAGACGCUAUCGCUGGUAAAGAAACCUUUAACACCCCGUAAGGUUAAAGAAGAACCACGCAUUAAACUUUACGAAGCUGAUUUAUAUCUGCAACCUUACAUCAAUCCUGAUCCCUUUGCCGCUACUACCACCUGUGAUCCCUUUCUGGCCUCCACCAUGUAUUUGGAUGAAGCAUCAGUGGAUAAACAUCAAACUGAUUUUAAAAAGUGGCUUAAUGCUCUAGUCACUAUGCCCGCCGAUCUCGAUACCGAUUCUAAUGCCAAAAUUGAUGUAGGUAAACUUUUUAACGAAGUACGCCAUAAAGACUUAAUCCUAGCACCCACAAAAGAAGAACAAUCUCUUAAUUAUUUGACGAACUUUCGUUUGGAGUCUCUACGGCGAGCAGCUGUUGAACUUUUCCUAAGUGAAGAGAUGCGUGCACCCUGCUCUAAAGUAGCUGUAUAUGUACAAAAGAAUGCUUUACGCAUACGUAGUGAUCGAAAUUUACAUUUGGAUGUUGUAACACAGCGUGACAUUUUGGAAUUACUGUUAUGUUUUAAUCCUUUGUGGUUACGUUUGGGUUUGGAGGUGGUGUAUGGUGAGAAAAUACAUCUGCAGUCUAACAGGGAUAUUGUGGGAUUGAGUUCAUUUAUAUUGAAUAGACUCUUUCGUGAUAAAUUUUUGGAACAAAAAUAUUCCAAAGCCUACACACUUUCCGAAGAAUACGCCGAACACAUUAAAAAAUUCACCCUACAAAAGUUCUUCUUUCUCUUGCUAUUUUUGGAUAGAGCCAAAGAAAAGCGUAUUAUUGCUCACAACCCUUGUCUCUUUAUAAAAAAAUCUCCUCACAAAGAAACACGUGAAAUUCUUUUGCGUUUUUCCUCCGAACUAUUGGCCAAUAUUGGUGAUAUAACUAGAGAAUUAAAACGUUUGGGUUAUGUUCUAACACACAAACAAAUAUUUCUUGAUGAAUUUGAUUAUGCUUUUCAUAAUCUUGCAGUUGAUCUAAGAGAUGGUAUACGCUUGACCCGUGUUAUGGAAAUUAUAUUAUUGCGUGAAGAUUUAACCAAACAAUUGAGAGUACCAGCUAUUUCUCGUUUACAAAGGAUAUUUAAUGUAAAUUUGGCUUUAAAAGCCUUGGGAGAAGCUGAUUUCCAAUUAAAGGGAGACAUCACAGCGAAUGAUAUAGUUGAUGGCCAUAGAGAGAAGACUCUUUCGUUGCUAUGGCAAAUUAUCUAUAAAUUUAGAUCACCAAAAUUCCAUGCUGCUGCUAGAGUAAUACAAAAAUGGUGGAGAAAUUCUUGGCUUAAAGUAGUCAUACAAAGAAGAAUACGUUUUAAGGAAGAACAGAGACGGGAAGCAGCAGCUAUUGUUAUACAAUCCCUAUAUCGAGGUUUUAUGACCCGACGUUUUGUCGAUAAAUAUAGAAAGAAACGUGUACAGGCCGCUUUGGUAUUUCAAAAAUAUAUCCGCUGCUAUCUGGCCCGCAAAAGAUUCCUUAAGACUGUACACUGUACGGUGGUUAUACAAAAAUGGCUUAGAUCUGUUAUAUUGGGAAGAGAAUGUCGUGAAAACUUUUUACAAUGGCGUAAAAGUGCGAUAUGUCUACAACAACAUUGGAGAAAUAGAAAACAAGCAAGAGUCCUACGUGAACAGGCAGCUUUAGCCAAAUGUAAAUAUCAACAGCAAAGAAAUAAAGCAGCCACAUUAAUACAGGCCUCUUGGCGUGGUUAUAAAGCAAGAACACAAUUUCUUAAGAUUAUUUUAGCAAUACUUGUUUUCCAAAGGAAGUUCAAAGCUCGUCAAUUAAUGAAACAACACUAUGGCGACUAUUUGAAAUUGAAGAAAGCUACUAUUUGUAUACAGCAACGUUUUAGGGCUAAAAUGUCCAUGAAGAAAGAUAUGGCAAAUUAUCAAUUAAUACGAACUCGUGUUAUUUACAUACAACGUUUAUAUCGUGCCACCAUACUGAUGCGUCAACAGCGAAAAGAAUAUUUACAUAUUAAAAGUAAAGUUAUUUGUAUACAACAAAAGUGGCGUGCCACCUUAUUGGCUCGUAAGGUCAGAGUUCAAUAUCUUGCGGUGCAAUAUUACACUUUAAUUGUACAACAAAAAUUCCGUGCUAGAAAACAAAUGGAAAUUGAACGUAAAAAAUAUUUGCAACUGCAAACUUGUAUCAUAAAUGUACAAAGACGUUUUAGAGCCAAAUUGGAAAUGCGUUUGCAAUAUACACAAUUUCAAAGAAAAUUGCAGGCCAUCAAAACCAUACAAUCACAAUUUAAAGCUUACAAAGCCAUGCGUUAUCAAAGAGCCAAAUAUCAAGGUACCAGAGAAGCUGUUCUUUGUCUUCAGGAACACUUUAGAGGUUUUCUAAAAAUGAAAGAAGAACGAAAGAGGUUCUUGCAACAAAAACAAGCUGCUACUGUCAUACAAAUAGCUUACAGAACAUAUCGUCUAAUGAAAUUACAAAAGGGAGACUACAGAAGGAUAAAACAAGCCGUUAUUUGUAUACAAAGAAGAUUACGAGCAACUUUAGCCAUGAGAGCUCAAAGAAAAGAAUAUUUAAGACAACGUAAACUAAUUAUUUUCAUACAAAUACGUUACAAAGCCAAGCUCUUGGCAAGAAAAGUACGAUUGCAAUACCACCAGCAACGUAACAUGAUCAUUGCCCUGCAAAGAAGAUUCCGAGCACAACAAUUAAUGUUAAAGGAACAACAGCAAUAUCAAGUAAUACGUUCUCGUAUUAUUUGCAUACAAACCUAUUAUCGAUCGCACUUACAGCGAAAACAAGAACAGACCAAAUAUCAGCUACAACGUUCUUCAGCAAUAAAAAUUCAAACUUGGUUUAGAGCCGUUCUAAAAAUGCGCAUGGAAAAACAAACUUACCAACGUGUACGCUCCUCCAGUAUAACAAUACAGCAAAGAUGGCGAGCAACAUUAGAAGCCAAGAAACAAAGAACUACAUUCCUAAAAACUAUACAGAAAAUAAUUUAUUUACAGCGAUUAAUUAAAGCCACACUGGUCAUGAAAAUGGAACGUGAACAAUAUCAAAAACUAAAAGAAGCUGCUAUUGUUAUACAAAAACGCUAUAGAGCCCGAAGAGAAAUGCUACAAAUACGUUCACAAUAUCAGCUUAUACGUUCUCUCAUCAUUUGCAUACAAAGACAUUUUAGAGCCAAACGUGCCAUGCUUAAGGUACGCAACGAUUUUGUACUGUUAAAAUCCACCGUCAUACAUUUACAGCAAAAAUUCCGAGGACGUCAAAAAAUGCGUAUUGAUCGUGAACAUUUCCUGCAGUUAAAAACAAAUAUUGUUGAAUUUCAAGCUCAUGCGCGUGGUCUGUUGGCACGACGUCGUUUCCAGGCUCUUAUGACUCCCGAAAUGAUGGAAUUGUUGAGACAGAAAAAGGCAGCUAAAAUAAUACAACGUUUCUGGCGUGGUUAUCGUAUACGUAAACGUUUUAAUAAUGUACGUAUCAAGGUUAUACGUAAAAAUAUUGCUCUACUCAAGGAGACUUCAAAUACUGUAAAUUCUAUUAAGUUUAAAGUACAGGAUGCGGUACGUUUGCUAAGAGGAAGAUUUAGCGCAUCGGAGGCGUUGCAUGUUUUAAUGAGAUUGGAUCGCAUAUCACGUACUGUACCACAUUUACUAAUGUGUCGUUCGGAUUUUAUAUCAACCUUUUGCUAUGGCAUUAUGGCACAAGCCAUACGUUCCGAAGUUGAUAAGCAAUUGAUUAUGUAUUGUAGUCGUAUCAUUUUGAAUUUGGCACGUUACAACAGUACAACCGCAAAUACAUUCCAAGAAGGUGGUCUCGUUACAAUUGCCCAAAUGCUGUUGCGCUGGUGCGAUAAGGAUUGUGAAAUUUUUAAUACGCUGUGUACAUUAAUAUGGAUAUUUGCCCAUUGUCCGGUUAAGCGUAAGAUUAUACGUGAUUUUAUGACAACAACCGAUGCCAUUUACAUGGUGCGAGAAACAAAAAAACUUGUAGCUCGUAAAGAGAAAAUGAAACAGAAUGUACGUAAACCAUCGGUACCAACAUCGAUGUUGUCCUCAUCCUCAACAACAUCAACCUCUAUACGCGGCCUUUCACAACAACAGCAGCAGCAGCAACAACAAAACUUUUCGAGUCGUGCCUUACCCAGUCUGGAACCUGAUUAUGGUGUCAUACGCAAUAAGCCAUAUACAUUUAUAUCCUCCGUAUAUGCCUUCGAUACCAUUUUGUAUAAAUUGGGAAUUGAUAUUUUCUAAAUGAUUUUUUAAACACAUCUGUCUGUUUCACACCCCUACUCCGUCUGUCUAUCACUGUCUCUAUAUGUAUGUAUGUGUUUUCAUCACUUGUAUCUGUAAGUAAGUGUUUUAUGUCUGUCUGUCUGUUUGGCUGUUGUGUAUCUCUGAUGUUGUUCACCAUCGUGUGCACAUUGUGCAGUGUCUGUUAAAUUUAGUCCUUGCUGUUUUUAUUCAUUUAAUAUUUUUUGUGUUUCCUAUUUCCGUUUUUUUUUUUCUUGUUUAGUUUAUUGUAUUUUUCUUGUAACUUUUAUGUCGUUUGUUUUUUUUCUCAAUGUUUAAACUACAAAUCAGUUGAUUGUUUAUUUUCCGUUUUAUAUAUUUUUUUUAUUUCUCUAUGUAUUUUCUUAUUGUCUUUUAAUGGAUUUAAACUAGAAAUUGAUUUUAUCUCUUAGGGCGGCAAUUCAUUGCUCUAUAUUUUUAUAUUCGUUUACUUUAUCUCUAGACUCGUACAUAAAUUUAUGUUUUUUAUUUUUAUAAAACUUUACAUAUUUUUUUAUUUAUUUAAAGAAUAAACUUUUACACGUAUGUGUGUGUGUGUCCCUUUUAACUAUAUUUUUUAUCUCUUAAGACUGUAAUUUAUACAUGUAGUCAUCAUCACCUUUAUGGGUUUCCAGUGUAUGUUUCAUCGUAUCGAUAAGUUAUAAUUUAAUUAUGUAUUUUUUAAAUGUUUUUUAAAUAAAACUUAUUGUAAAUUUUGUGCAAA